This is a messenger RNA of Mycena indigotica, 1413 nucleotides long. RefSeq lists its product as uncharacterized. Gene Ontology annotation, biological process: SCF-dependent proteasomal ubiquitin-dependent protein catabolic process. NCBI's taxonomy places the organism in Eukaryota, Fungi, Basidiomycota, Agaricomycetes, Agaricales, Mycenaceae. The transcript has a single exon. The record is from RefSeq and is a predicted model, not a curated record. Gene Ontology annotation, cellular component: SCF ubiquitin ligase complex. Bases 1 to 1413 code for a protein of 470 amino acids.
AUGUCCUCUCCCUACCAAGUCCAUUUCGGCUCAAACUACUGUCCUCAACCUGAUGAAAGUCGAGAAAUCAAGGCUUUGGUCAUGGAUCUCAGUGCCCAUGCUGAGCAACUCGACGCGGAAAUCGCGCAACUGCAGAAACAAAUGGACAAAUUUGUUGAUGAACGCAGAUCGAUUCAAUCUCAAAUAGAAGGCCACCAAGCGCUUCUGUCGCCUAUGCGUCGCAUUCCAGUUGACCUUCUACAAGAAAUAUUCGUGGUCUGCUUACCCUCCGAGCGGUAUUGCGCGAUGAGCGCUUAUGAAGCUCCGAUGCUUCUUGGUCGUGUAUGCAGUCAGUGGAGGACCACGGCGUUUUCGACUCCUGCUCUCUGGUCAAGCAUCCACAUUGCGGAGCCAUGGUUAAACGGUGAAUCGCCUGCAGAAGGCUAUACUCGAGUCAGCGCGAUGCUUGCCGCUCGAUUAGAAGCGGCAAAACAAUGGCUUGAUAGGUCAGGCUCAUUACCACUCUCCAUAUCAUUAUUCCUUGGGCCAACAUACGGUUAUUACCCGCACACUCUUGUUCCUGACCCGCUACCACUCCUGCAUCUCGUGCUUACCUACGCAAAGCGAUGGCAAACUCUCUAUCUUCACAUCCCCCCACGCGAACUUUCACGAUUGGAGGUUCUGAGUGCUGGAGAACUGGGUACUAUUACCUUUGAUCAUCGGGACUCACUAGGCAAUGGGGGUGAGAUUGGCUGGGGCGAAUGGAAUCCUCCCAAAGGUACACUUCUCGAAGCACCCGCCCUUCGGACUUUCAAUAUUCAGGGCAUAACUGUGGACGUGAAUAACUUCCCAUUCCCAUGCAGUCAGCUUACUUCUCUUACUCUGGGGCACCGUAUGGAUGAAGUCUUGGACAGCGAGAGUGUUUUGCGCCUCAUUAGACUCUGUCCACAUCUCGAACAUCUCGAUAUAUGCCUCAGACGCUUCACUUCAAGCUCAGCAGACGCCACGUCCGUCGAGUCACGCAUCCUCCGGACUCUUGCUCUGCGUUACUCAUCAUUUGACCCAAGUUCGUUGGAAAUCCUUGAUUUCUUAACUCUGCCUGCAUUGCUCCAUCUAUCCGUCUCUGGUCGUAUUUCAGACCCCGGCGACACUCCCUCUUUUUUGCGGUUCUUGACCAGGACGCCGCGUUUGGAGGGUUUGGAUAUCGGAGGCGGGGUCUUUGAAACAAUUUCAUUCGCCGAAACUAUUCCCUUGCUUCCUCGCAUUAUCAACUGCCACUGUUGUAUCAUUUCAGAGGUACAGAGUUUGCGUUUUGACAGACUUCGAAUGUCAUUUCCCGUCUCCUUUAUUGGAAUACCAUUUCUGGAGAAGUAUGGCCUAUCCACAACCAAUUUUUACGCCUCGGGCCAGCAAAUGUAUACCCUGGUCAUAUAA